CGACCAGUCUGCUGAGCCUUGAUCGAAAUGGGUUGGGGAGAGGAAGGGGAAUGGAAUAUUCCUUCUGCAUAUCAGUUACAGGAGAUGGAGGCACAUGAAGGGUGCAACAGUCCAGCCCACAACCCUCGUGCUACACCCCAAGUCCCAUAUUCGAUGCUGAUAAAGAUGACUGGCAUGAACCCUAUGUUAUAAGUUUACAGCAUUGAUAUAGAAGAUGACUGCAGGGCUGCAUACCAGCAGCAGCUGCAAGGCCGUCGUACACCAUUCAGCGAAAGUAUUUGUGGUUUCCUUGAAGUUAAUGGGAUGGGGCUUCCACAAACACACAAGUUGUUUGAGGUGAAGUUUGAUGAUAAGUCAUGACAGGGAAGAAGACGACAUAAAUUCUUCUUCUUCCCAGUCUCCUCCUCCGACCUGUAUUACUACUACUGAUGCAGGUUUUUAACAUGUCCUGGGGGAGUUAUGCCCCACACACACAUUGUGCUUUUCCAUCAGGAUGGCAUUGAUAAUGGCAAAGAGUUCCCCCACGAUGAUGAACUACAGUCAGUGCAUACGGCGACUUCCACUAUCAUUCCUCUAUUGAGGCCAGGUGUCCUUUCCUCUAUUCGCUCAGGCUUAAGAUGGAUCUAUUCCUUACCUUAUGUAGAAGUAGCGAUAGCCGCAAUGGUCAUGGACAAUUACCCCACAACAAGUAUGGUAGCUCUGAACCAGUCGUUGUGGUCAAGAUUGAUGAUGAAGUGAGGUUCAAUGCCAUCCCUGGGAGACCAAAGUCGAAGAAACUUCCAAUCAAUGGUGCUGCUGGAGGACCAGAAAUCAAAGUGCAAGCCAAGUUUAUUUAUCAUUAUACCUACAAGUGUGGAAUCUCAGUAUUACUGCUAGUCUUGCUUCGAGGAGGGUGAAGUGGUCGCAGCUGCGCAUUUUAUUAUCUUUGGAUAGGGACACGGCUUUUCACAUAUUUGUCUUAUGCCCGUUAUGAAAGGAAAUAUGGAUAUUUCUGAAAUGAACCUAUGUAGGUUGGCUUUUCGGUUUCAGACUGAGCAGAAUCUUUUUCUGUGCUAAUGAUGAUGAUGAGUAUUCCUUAUGCUCCUGUGGGGUAUUUUGCGUGCUCAAAUCGAAGCUCUGUGUAAACAGAAACCAACCCCGGGUCGCGGCAAGCAAGGCUAUAGCAGCAACUGGUGUCUGCCCCGAGGUUAUUGUUGUACUACUUCGUAGAGCAAGGCAAUAUAGCAACAUUAUUAUCAUCAAUGCAUCUACGAAUAGAAAAAUUACAUACUUGAGUGUAAUUAUUAUUUGGUUGAGCCAACUUUAAUUCGUUCUAAAUCAAGUCUUUAAUUCACAGCGUUUACUCAUUUCUAACCAAAAUUUCAAUUAUUGAUCGCUGAAAAAUGAGUUAUUAUGGAUAUUUGGUUUACCAUUGACAUAUUGAAUUUGCCUCAAUUAAGCGACCAGUCUGCUGAGCCUUGAUCGAAAUGGGUUGGGGAGAGGAAGGGGAAUGGAAUAUUCCUUCUGCAUAUCAGUUACAGGAGAUGGAGGCACAUGAAGGGUGCAACAGUCCAGCCCACAACCCUCGUGCUACACCCCAAGUCCCAUAUUCGAUGCUGAUAAAGAUGACUGGCAUGAACCCUAUGUUAUAAGUGUUCAGCAUUGAUAUAGAAGAUGACUGCAGGGCUGCAUACCAGCAGCAGCUGCAAGGCCGUCAUACACCAUUCAGCGAAAAUAUUUGUGGUUUCCUUGAAGUUAAUGGGACGGGGCUUCCACAAACACACAAGUUGAUUGAGGUGAAGUUUGAUGAUAAGAAUCAUGACAGGGAAGAAGACGGCAUAAAUUCUUCUUCUUCCCAGUCUCCUCCUCCGACCUGUGUUGCUACUACUGAUGCAGGUUUUUAACAUCUCCUGGGGGAGUUAUGCCCCACACACAUUGUGCUUUUCCAUCAGGAUGGCAUUGAUAAUGGCAAAGAGUUCCCCCACGAUGAUGAACUACAGUCAGUGCAUACGGCGACUUCCACUAUCAUUCCUCUAUUGAGGCCAGGUGUUGUUGUGCCUUUCCUCUAUUCGCUCAGGCUUAAGAUGGAUCUAUUCCUUACCUUAUGUAGAAGUAGCGAUAGCCGCAAUGGUAGUGGACAAUUACCCCACAACAAGUAUGGUAGCUCUGAACCAGUUGUUGUGGUCAAGAUUGAUGAUGAAGUGAGGUUCAAUGCCAUCCCUGGGAGACCAAAGUCGAAGAAACUUCCAAUCAAUGGUGCUGCUGGAGGACCAGAAAUCAAAGUGCAAGCCAAGUUUAUUUAUCAUUAUACCUACAAGGUAAUAAACGAGGUACAGAAGCCUGAGAGAAUGUAUGGAGCUGGUGACAAGGUUUUGGAUGUGUUAAUGUAGAAGAUCGGGCAAACUAUUAUGUUUUGUUGUUAGUACUACGGAACUCCUAUGGAUUAUUUAAAUAUUUGUUUUGAAAUCCUGAUCAGGUGUAAAUGUUUUGUUUAAAGACAGACUCCUUUGGUUAUUUGAUGUUUUCAUUAUGAGAUUUGGAUAUGAACAUAAGUUAUAAAGUUUCAUGAAGAGACUUUG
Messenger RNA from Cuscuta europaea, 2558 nucleotides. The record is from the annotation of a GenBank genome assembly. NCBI's taxonomy places the organism in Eukaryota, Viridiplantae, Streptophyta, Magnoliopsida, Solanales, Convolvulaceae.